Messenger RNA from Papilio machaon (common yellow swallowtail), 1178 nucleotides. RefSeq names its product protein abrupt-like. The transcript has a single exon. Gene Ontology annotation, cellular component: nucleus. The record is from RefSeq and is a predicted model, not a curated record. Gene Ontology annotation, biological process: regulation of transcription by RNA polymerase II. NCBI's taxonomy places the organism in Eukaryota, Metazoa, Arthropoda, Insecta, Lepidoptera, Papilionidae. Gene Ontology annotation, molecular function: protein binding. Bases 196 to 1110 code for a protein of 304 amino acids.
AUUUGUAUUUUAAUUAUAAAAAUGCCAUAAUCAUAAUUUAUUAUCUAGUAGGUAUCUCCAUCUAACGAGAAAAAAGCACAAGGCAACGUAAAACAGAUUAAUUUGUGGAACUUGCCGCAAACAAAAACCUUUCCAUGUAUUAGUAGAAAUACUUAAGUUCAACUCUGUAACAUAUAUAAUAAUUGUUUUCCCACGAUGACAAAGAAAUAUUCUUUGCGUUGGAUUGAUUUCCAUACAAACUUAUAUCAGUCUCUUGAAUCUUUUCUUAAAGCGGAAGAGUUAGUGGAUGUGACGCUGACGGCGGGUGGAAAAAACUUUCGUGCUCACAAGCUUAUUUUGUCAAUCUGUAGUCCUUUUUUCAAAGAUCUGUUUAUAAAGAAUCCUUGUGAACAUCCAAUUGUAGUCCUAAAAGAAGUAGAACACGAAGAACUUUAUAAACUUCUACAAUACAUUUAUCAUGGAGAGGUUCAUGUCACGGAAGAGGAACUUAAUCCGUUUCUAGAAACGGCAGAAUUUCUUCAGAUCAAAGGGCUAGCUUCAGUCAGAGAGAAGAAUGAAACGGCGGCUGCUGAAUCCAAUGACCAACAAGCAACGAAGGAGCCGAACCAGCCCCUUGACCUCGAGUCUGAAUGUUAUUCUAAAAUAAAGGACACAACAAAAACUACCGAUUCUUCUAAAGAUUCCGUGGGCGAAUCAAUACAAAAUGCUUCUGAGACAGAUUCACUAAAGCGUUCCUUUGACAGUACUUCAAAUAACGACAUUUGUAGCGACGUGAAAAAAGCCCGCCAAGAUAGCGACGGUGAGGUACCUAAUGAAAGUGGUAAAGAGAGCAAAUCUAUUGGACCUACGGUUGGAACCGUUUGUAAUAACAGACCAGAAACUGCUAAAAAUGCCGGAUCGAAUAGAAAAACUAACACGACAACCAGUUUUAAAUGCGUACAUUGUCAUCGAUCCUUCGCCAAUAGCUACAACCUGAAGGUUCACAUUCAAGACAAGCAUGAUACAUCAGAGGGAAAUUUAGUGUGCCAUAAAUGUCACAAACACAUGAAAAAUCCAUCAUGUCUUCGUGUUCAUAUGUAUAAUCAUCACAAACCGGCAUCACAGUUUUAAUUAUAAACCAUAAAGAGAUAUGUGCAGAGAAAAUUAUGUAUAUGAUUUCGUUGUGGCUCAAUCUAAUU